Messenger RNA from Coturnix japonica (Japanese quail), 4965 nucleotides. RefSeq names its product tetraspanin 14 (gene TSPAN14). Gene Ontology annotation, cellular component: plasma membrane. The record is from RefSeq and is a predicted model, not a curated record. Lineage: Eukaryota; Metazoa; Chordata; Aves; Galliformes; Phasianidae.
UCGGUGCGGGCGGGGUGCGGUGAGCGGGGCCGGGCCUCGCAGGUGUCCGCGGGGCUGCGGUUGGGGCCGGGUCGGUGCUGAGCCGGGCGGCCUCAAGGUCACUGCUGCCGUGUUCCGGCCGCCCCGGUGCGAGAGAACCGGUGUAGGGCAGUUACCUGCCGUUCGAGGGAGAGGCUCCGAGCCGGGCUGGUUGAGCGCUAUAUAGAAAGCAAAACCCAUGCUGUGCUGUCUGCUUGACUUCCGUACUGAUCUUUCUUCUCUGUAUAUGCUACAACUGUGUGCUUUCGGAGCAUCUGCCUGCAGCUGCUAAGCAUAUAGCCGAGUGCACCUCAUGUAUACUUCUUAGCUCCGUUUGUAACCUUUCUGAGUCAUCAUUUGAGCAGUACGCUGCGUUAUAGAAGAUGCACUAUUACCGAUAUUCUAAUGCAGAAGUCAGCUGCUGGUACAAAUAUCUGCUCUUCAGCUACAACAUUGUCUUCUGGCUAGCUGGCAUGGCAUUCCUUGCAGCUGGACUGUGGGCAUGGAGUGAAAAGGGUGUGUUAUCUGACCUAACGAAGGUGACUGGUCUUCAUGGUCUUGAUCCAGUGGUGCUUGUCUUAGUCGUGGGAGUCGUGAUGUUUACUUUGGGAUUUGCUGGUUGUGUGGGAGCCUUGAGAGAAAACAUCUGCCUGCUGAAAUUUUUCUGUGGAACAAUCGUGUUCAUAUUUCUGUUGGAGCUGGCAGUGGCAGUUCUGGCUGUCUUGUUCCAGGACUGGGUGAGGGACAAAGUCAAGGAGUUCUUUGAGAAUAACAUUAAGUCCUACCGAGAUGAUAUUGACCUCCAGAACCUCAUUGAUUCGCUACAGAAAAUUAACCACUGCUGUGGUGCCCAAGGUCCGGAUGACUGGGAUUUCAACAUAUACUUCAACUGCAGCAGUGAAAGCAAAAGUCGUGAAAAAUGUGGUGUUCCAUUCUCCUGUUGUAUACCCGAUCCUGCUCAAAAAGUUGUGAAUACACAGUGUGGCUAUGAUGUCAGAAAAAAGAGCAAGAGUCAGUGGGAUGAUCAGAUUUUCAUCAAAGGUUGUAUUGUUGCUCUGGAAGCUUGGUUGCCCCGGAAUAUCUACGUUGUUGCAGGUGUCUUCAUAGCUAUCUCACUGCUACAGAUUUUUGGAAUUUUCCUAGCCAGGACAUUGAUUUCUGAUAUUGAAGCUGUAAAGGCAGGCAAUGCCUUCUGAAUAUAAAAUCAAACGUGUGUUGCAAAAAGUAUGUCUUACUAUUCUUGAUCAGACAUGAAAGUGGAAAGAAAUGCGCAGACCAUGAAAUACUCCUGGUAUUGAAUGCCUUAUGUGGAUCUUACCUGCUCAUGAGUUUUGCUACAAGCUGGUACAAAAAAGAAUCUCCAGCGCAUCUGUCUGCCUUUUUUCUAAUGAGACACCUCAGUGCGUCAGAAUUGAACUCUGAUGAGGAAGAAAUGGAGUUUCCCAAGCUGGCAGAACUGAUUUUAAAUGUGUAGGAAGGAGAAAUGAAGCUCCUUCCGUGAAGAAUGACAACGAAGAUCAUUCUGAUUUUACUCCGAACUGUCAUCACUUUCAGUGUUGUAAUCUCUUCAGAAGGCCUACUGAUCUCUUAAGGAUAUUGAGGCUAUUUUAAUCUCUACAGCAGACUCAUGCGGUCAGCUGGGCAAGAUGACCAAUGACUCUAAUCAUCAUGGCAUUGGAAACUGAACAACAUGUGAUGAAUUUUCUAGUUCUUUUGUUCUCGGUUGUGCAGAAAUAGGUGAUAUUUAUGUUUGACUGAGAAUGAUGUAGAAGUCUGAGAAGCAGAAACUUGUGCUCAGCAUCGGAUAGCUUGAGUAACCCAAGCAGUUAUGAAAAUGCAUGAGGGGAAAAGUUUGACUCGAUAGCAUUAUAUGUUAGCAAUCUCCAUUUCAGUCAAGGGAAUGUGAAUCCCUAAUGACGUUUCCUGUCUGGAAAAAAUGUAAAUAGUCUUUAUUUAUAGAAAAAGAAAAAGAAAAAAAAAAAAACACUCUUUAAAAAUGUGUAGCUUUUUAUUGUUCAGUGCUAUUUUUUAAGCGCUGCCCACAGAAAUUGGCGAGUGCUGUUUGUUCCAGUAGUUAGCAGGCAUGCUAAUGCUAGCUUUGGAUUUGCUUUCCUUUCUUCUGGUUUCUUUCACAUUUGCUUUGCUGAUCAUUAGAAGCCCUUUAUUGCUAGUAUUGAAGUUGAUGAAAACAUUCAGAUUCAGCAUUAAUCACUACUGAAGUCUGUUUGUUUUUUUUUUAAAUCAGAAAGUAUGCAUUUAGAAGAACACUAGCUUUUGAAUUUUUUUAUGAAUCUUCUAUGAAGUUACUAAAUCAUCAAUUCUGUUGGUAUUCUAAUACAUGGUUCAAAGGCCAAUCACAGUGUGCUGGCAAGAACCAUUUCUUCACAGAUUUUUGUUAUGAUAUCAAAUUUAAUUAUUUCUGCUUGAGCAACUUCUGUGGGUUUUUAUUGUUUUUGCUUUUACCAGAAGAAACCUGAACUCUUCUUACCAUCCUUUUUUCCUGGUGGUUGAUCUGGAGCUCAGUAAGAUGCCCAGUGUUCUCUGAAAGUCUUUGGAUUAGGACUGCAGUGGCUGCAAAAGCGCGGCCAUGCCUGGCGUGCUAUUUUAAUCUAUCAAAGAUGGAUGUAUAUGGAUGGAAACUUCUAGGAGGUAGUUGUUGGUUUUACAGUAGGCUGUCUAACUGUUAUUGUUUACUGCUUCCAGUGGCACCCAUUUUUUCAGGGAGAGCAGGUUGUUGUGUGUUUGUUUUUGUUUUUUUUUACAGUGCCUGAGAGUGUAAAUUUUAGAGAAGUAUAUAUUUUUCUAAUGACUUUUUAUUACGUGCAGUCUGUGUGAAGGACUUGAUUGUUGUAUUUCCAAAGUACAUGGCCUUCUAAGGAAACCAGACUCCUAAAUCUUUCAUUUCCAUUUUCGUAUUGUGCAUGUGUUAAUGAAUGUUUUACUGGCAGAAGCUGACUUGCAGUAAGAAGCUUUGUGUCAGUUGUCCAGAUGUCCUUCUAGCUCUUCAGCCCAUGAAACACUUCACAGGCAAUGCUGUGCUUCUCAUGUGUAUUUCAGUGCAGCUUUGUUAGUUCUUUUUCCAGCCAGUGAUUGAGACAGAAGAAGAAAAGGAAGCUUGUCUAAGGAUGGCUGAUUUCCUUAGUACAGAGAACAGUCCACCAUUAUUCGUCUGAAAAACCUGAAAGUAAAAUCUGUUCAAGUGCACCGUGAUACUUUUUUAGCUUCCUUAUGCAACAAGGGAAAAAUAGCAGUAGAUCAAUGAAGGCAGAUGAAGCAAGAUGCAUUUCUUCUGCAGAGCCUUGAAAUUGUGGUCUUUAUUACCCGUUUGUUGAGUGUAAUUCAUUAGGAGCAGCCAAAUGUUUGCUGCAUUUACUGCCUCUUUGCAAGCAUCAAAGCAGUGUUCAGUACCCUUUGCUUUUAACUCUGGUGCUCAAAACUAUUACAACACCUUGUCAACCAGCUUGCUUUAUUCUGUGUAAUAAUCUGAUGUAUGUAAAAUCAGAGAAGGAUCCUUCCUGUUGUAGCUUUCUGUUUGUAAACAUCGUGUUGAAAAUGGAGUCAUGGGAGUACAUUUCACUUGGUCAUUUUUUGGAUACAAAGCACAUAGCGCUGGGAGGUUGUUUCAAGAGUUCACUGUGUCUUCAGUGAGAUCAGAAUGGAGUUCAUGCACUGAAGUUAGCUGCUACCAAGGGCCUGCACCAUCAAUCAGAAUCUCCCUGUCUGCAUAUCUUGCCAAGAUGCCUGAAGACAAAUGGAUACUUGGCUUCUUUUGGUUCUUCAGUUUUUGGGUUUGUAUCAGUGUUGUCCUAACACAGUUUGUACAUAGUGGCCUUGGCCAUGUUAACACCAGCUUUGUAUCAUUACUCUUCGGGAUCUUUAGAACUGAAUUCAGGAGGGCAAGUUCAGUCAAUGUAUCUGAGGCUCUUUACGUUCAUGAACACUUCUUUUUUCACAGUGGAUAGACUUCUCUGCAUUUAUGGAGUAAAAUUUUUACAAUCCCGUGGCUGUAGGCUGUUUUACGUUCUAAGCGAUUUGAAGUACACCCUUUGGUGGUGGUACAUGUGGCUACUGUAAUUUCAGACUUGGAAUACUUUCUUACCAUUUUGUACUUAAAAGUUUUAUUUAGCACCUUUUAUAUGGACCCACAGUGACUUCAUGCCUAACAGUUGAGUUUAUGGUUCAAACAAGUCUUGUCAGAAUAAGAAGUUGGGUGUGAGCCUGCUUUGAAUCCCUGGAGGAGAAGCAAAUCAACAGUUUGGCAAGAAGAGGUUUGAUAAAUUGUCGAUGUUGAGAUUUUAUUGGUUGCAUUUGGAACGACUCCACAAACACUACAACAAAAACAAGGUAUUUAAUGAAGGCUUCACAUACGAGAUCAGACUUGUACAACUGGACUGAGCAAAGGGAACUUUUCAAUGUGUGAUCACUUUUAUUUAUCAGAAAUGAGCACAGUAUGUUUCUGUGAAGCAAUGUAUUUAUUUCUCAAUUUGUUCUGACAGUGCAAAUGCUCUUGUUUCUUAUGUGUGUUUGAACGCAGUUGGUUUGUGUACAAAAAGGAGGAUGAAUACGAGCACAGAUAAGAGUGCAGUGACCGAGAGAGCUUCGGUCACCUCUUCAAAGUCUGAACAUUACUUUCCAAGGGGUCUUUAUUUCUAUUAACUCUUGUGCAGUGCCACGUGGAUAGAUUUGUACAUCAAGUACAUUGAGGUUCAUGUGGCACUUGGUUUAUAAAUAGCAUUGCCUUGCUUUUUGUCUCUCCAUUCUACCCUUUCCUCUUCAUUCCCAUAAUGCCUAUGGGUUUUCUUGCAGCUUGAAUGUUUAUCCCGUGGAAGGAGAGGUUCUGUCUCUUCUGAGAUGGCUUUUCUGAGUGACUUUUGGUAUAUAUAAAUAUUAUUUUUUCCUCAAGCCUUACAUUUGAUUAAAUAAAAUAAAUGUUUUGUACUGCUGGAA